AUGAUCGAUGUUGUGGAGCAGAGGCUAUCACAAACAGAUUGCGCACUGAACACGACCCCCAUAACCUGCUUCGAUCGAGCUCGAGCUCAUGCUGCACGUUUUCAGGUGCCCAAAACUCCCCCGCGGGGCUUCCUGUAUGGUUUGCCGGUUCUGAUCAAAGACUCGGAGGCAGUGGCUGGGGUUCGCUUCACAGAGGGCUCGCCUAUAUACGCAAGUCGAAUCCCUGACAAAAGCUCCCCGCUGGUGACCCAGCUUGAAGAGAGGGGAGCCAUUGUUGUCGGGAAGACAAACGUCCCCGAGUUUUGCGCUGGAUCGCAGAGCUUCAACCCCUUAUUUCCAACGACCGUCUCCCCGUGGGACACGCGGACGACGGCGGGCGGCAGCAGCGGUGGGAGCUGUUCGGCUGUGGCAGCCUGCCAGAGCUGGCUUGCAACAGGCUCUGACUUGGGAGGCUCCCUUCGGACGCCCGCUGCAUUCUGUGGAGUGCUGGGCUUCCGGGUGUCACCUGGCCGCAUCCCAAGAGACGCAAGCACACCUUCAGGUCCUUUGGUGGGACUUCACACCAUCAACGGGCCUGUUGGCAGAUGUGUUCGGGAUGUGGCAUUGCUUUUGGACACGAUGGAGGGUGGUCACGGAUGGGAUUUUUCAGUGCCGAGUCUGCCUGAAGGACAUACUUUUGAAGCUGCGGCAGUUGCCGGAGCCGAGCAGGGUGCCAACGUGAGAGUCGGCUUCUCCACUGUUGGCUACACAUACUCGCCCAGCGUCGAGGCCUGGUCUGCCAUGUGCCGGAAAGCGGCAACUUUGCUGGCGUCGUGCAAUGAAGGAUCUACCUGCCAAGAAGUGUCGAGUGAUGCAAUUGACUUCAGCAAGGCUGAAGAGCUUUUCAUGAUAUUGCGCAGCAACACUUUUGCAGAGAAGUUUUCGGAUCUCUUGAAUGACGCAGAGAUGAAAGCUCUUUUGAAGCCAGAAGUUAUCUGGAACGCAUCGAUUGCUUCAACACGUGGUCUGGCUGCGAGAAGGCAAGAGGCCCAAGAACGCUUGAGCAACCAGUUUGCACAGGUGCAGGAACUCUUCAAAUCUAUCGACAUCCUCUGCGUACCAGCGACACUGGAUGCUGCGUUCGAUGCUGAUGUGCGCUAUCCCACGGAACAGCUUGGUCAAACUUUCUCGGACUACUUGGGCUGGAUGAUGCCAGCAUGUAUAGUCACCACUUUCUUGUGCCCCGCCCUGGUCAUGCCUUGCGGCUUCCUGGAGGAUGGCCGCCCUGUGGGCUUGCAGCUUGUGGCGCCCUUCGGCGAGGAUGCCGCGCUUCUUCGUGCGGCGGCUGCGCUCGAGAAAGAGCUGGGCCUGCCCCAGGGCUGCCCCGAGCCGCGCCGCGGCAGUGUGGAUCUGGACACCAAAGGCCCCAGAUCCAUAGAAGAGGCUGCCCUUCACCAUGGUGUUCACUGA
Molecule: messenger RNA, 1449 nt
Organism: Symbiodinium natans
Lineage: Eukaryota; Dinophyceae; Suessiales; Symbiodiniaceae
Source: the annotation of a GenBank genome assembly